This is a messenger RNA of Priceomyces carsonii, 645 nucleotides long. RefSeq names its product Ran GTPase (gene GSP1). NCBI's taxonomy places the organism in Eukaryota, Fungi, Ascomycota, Pichiomycetes, Serinales, Debaryomycetaceae. Gene Ontology annotation, cellular component: cytoplasm; nucleus. The coding region runs from base 1 to 645 and encodes 214 amino acids. The transcript has a single exon. Gene Ontology annotation, molecular function: GTP binding; GTPase activity. The record is from RefSeq and is a predicted model, not a curated record. Gene Ontology annotation, biological process: ribosomal subunit export from nucleus; protein import into nucleus.
AUGGCACAAGAAGUACCAACUUUCAAGCUUGUUUUAGUCGGAGACGGUGGUACCGGUAAGACUACUUUUGUUAAGAGACAUUUGACGGGGGAGUUCGAGAAAAAAUAUAUUGCCACCUUAGGUGUCGAGGUUCACCCUCUAGGAUUUCACACAAAUUAUGGUGAAUUGAGAUUCGAUGUUUGGGAUACCGCCGGUCAGGAAAAGUUUGGUGGUUUAAGGGAUGGUUAUUAUAUUAACGGUCAAUGUGGUAUUAUCAUGUUUGAUGUCACGUCUAGGAUUACUUAUAAGAACGUUCCUAAUUGGCAUAGAGAUUUGGUAAGAGUAUGUGAGAACAUUCCAAUCGUCUUGUGCGGUAAUAAGGUUGAUGUCAAAGAGCGUAAAGUCAAGGCAAAGACAAUUACAUUCCAUAGAAAGAAGAACUUGCAAUACUAUGACAUUUCCGCAAAGUCCAACUAUAAUUUCGAAAAGCCUUUCUUAUGGCUUGCCAGAAAAUUAGUAGGUAACCCACAAUUAGAAUUUGUUGCCUCCCCAGCUUUGGCACCACCUGAAGUUCAAGUCGACGCUGACUUGAUGCACAAAUAUCAACAAGAAAUGGAACAAGCUACCGCUUUGCCAUUGCCAGAUGAAGAUGAUGCUGAUUUGUGA